This is a messenger RNA of Symbiodinium necroappetens, 553 nucleotides long. The record is from the annotation of a GenBank genome assembly. Lineage: Eukaryota; Dinophyceae; Suessiales; Symbiodiniaceae.
GAUUGGCCCUUCUCAUCGUUUACAAAGAUGUGCACCUUCCCGAGUGACACAGAAGCAGCUGGUCGUACCAAAGCCGUAUUCCAGAUGGCUAUUCUACUCUUGCGGGCAAUUUUCCAUGAUGACGGUGGGGGCGGCCGUUCACAGGCGUUGGGGUUGCUGCUGCCUUGGCUUCCUGGUUUUUUUAGCUGGCCUGAACUAUUGGCGUCACCCGACUUUUGGGUUGCGUCGAUAUGCGGACAUGGCGGCUGUCUCAAUCACAGUGAUAUACCACAUGUGUGUGGCUUUGGGAGUGGUCGGUGGCGGCAUCAAUGCCUCGCUGGCAGCUUUCUGGUGCCCUCCCCUACGACCAUUGAUGGGAGUUGGGCCAUCAGUGCCAGCCCUUGGCCCUAUAGGCUAUGCGCUUCUGACUUUUGCGUUUGUCGCAAUGUACAUGCGGGCAAGGCACCAUGCUUCGCGCAAAGAGUUUCACAUUAGUACCCCAUGGCAUUUGGGUGUACAUCUCCUGGGCAAUCUUGGAAACCUUAUGCUUUAUCCUGGCUUGCGCCCGAAGUGA